CAUAGAGUAAAAUUAGAGGGGGACCAGCUGGUUACCCAUAUUUGAACUAUGAGAUUGGUUAUCCUCGAUAAAUUUUCAAACUGAGAUGGAAAAUAAAACUGAGAAUGAGAACGGGCCAUCGAGUGAAUCCUCGGUAUGGAGUAGAUCCAGUUCUGAUGAGAGCAAAGAGAAGGAUUCUUCUUCUUCACCGUCUUCUCCGUUAGGAUGGCCUAUUCGAAAAGCUCAAAAAGAUGUUGUGAAUUCAAAUAUUUCAGAAUUGGAGAUGAUGAAAGAGAGAUUUUCAAAAUUGUUGCUUGGAGAAGACAUGUCUGGUAGUGGGAAAGGAGUUUGCACAUCAUUGGCUAUUUCAAAUGCGAUAACCAAUCUAUGUGCUACUAUAUUUGGACAAUUGUGGAGACUAGAACCAUUGCCUCAGGAAAAGAAAUCGAUGUGGCGAAGAGAGAUGGAAUGGCUUGUUGCUGUUAGUGACCACAUUGUUGAAUUAAAACCUUCUUGGCAAACAUUUCAUGAUGGAAGUAAGCUUGAGGUUAUGACUAGUAGACCAAGAGCAGACCUUUUUAUUAAUCUUCCAGCUCUACGAAAACUUGACAAUAUGCUUAUUGAAAUACUAGAUAGCUUCACCAAUACCGAGUUUUGGUAUGUGGAUCAAGGGAUAAUCGCGGCUGAGGAUGAUGGUUCAGCCUCUUUUCGGAAAGCUAUCCAGCGGCAACAAGACAAGUGGUGGCUGCCUGUCCCAAGGGUGCCUCAUGGUGGUUUGCUUGAUGACACAAGGAAGCAGUUAAAUCACAAACGCGAAUGUGCUAGUCAAAUUCUGAAAGCUGCUAUGUCAAUAAAUAGCAUUACAUUAGCUGAGAUGGAAGUUCCUGAAUCAUAUUUAGAUGCUCUUCCAAAGAAUGGAAGAGCGUGUUUAGGGGAUGUCAUCUACCGCUACAUAACAUCAGAGCAUUUCUCCUCCGAGUGCUUGCUUGAUUGUCUUGAUCUGUCAACUGAAUGUGUUGCCUUAGAGAUAGCAAACCGUGUGGAGGCUUCAAUUUACGUGUGGCGAAGAAGACAUCAUCCUAGACCUCCAACUAAUCCAAAUCGCUCCACAGCAAAAUCAUCUUGGGAGAUGGUCAAGGAUCUAGUGGUUGAUGGAGACAAGAGGGAGUCGCUUGCUGAGAGAGCUGAAAACCUCCUACUUUGCCUGAAGCAGCGAUUCCCCGGCCUAACCCAAACCACUUUAGAUACCAGCAAGAUUCAGUACAACAAGGAUGUAGGAAAGUGUAUCUUAGAGAGCUACUCAAGAGUCCUUGAGAGUCUGGCUUUCAAUAUUGUUGCACGAAUUGAUGAUCUACUACACGUGGACGCCUUAACUAGGAACUCGUCUGUUCCUACAGGCAAUGUCAUUAACCACAAAAAAGUGUCAAUCCCAUAUUCAGGCACCCCAUAUAGAACACCAAAUUUUUCACCUGUGCCUCUGAUAAGCCCGGUAAGGGGGGAGAGAACUCCAUUCCUCAGUGCAAAUAGUAACAAACUAACUGGACGUGGCUUCGGAGUGAAGAGAGUCUUGUCAAAUUAUCUUGGCUGUGAAGCAAAGACAAAGAAUUCUGGAAAUGCCACUUCUAACAAGAGUUCUGAUCACACUAUUCAAAGUCCAGAGCUAUAUCUUCAAGCCGGAAAAGGUCUACGAUCAAUAGACCGUUGAUUGUGGAACUAAAGUUAAGAAUAUUAGGAAUGAAUAGAGCAAAAUGAUAGAUACUUCUGCUGGACUAUAUUGUAUUAUCCCCUUUUUUUACAUUAUAGUUUGUUUACACUU
This is a messenger RNA of Solanum tuberosum (potato), 1795 nucleotides long. Its product is annotated as rop guanine nucleotide exchange factor 5-like. NCBI's taxonomy places the organism in Eukaryota, Viridiplantae, Streptophyta, Magnoliopsida, Solanales, Solanaceae. The transcript is spliced from 7 exons. The coding region runs from base 86 to 1684 and encodes 532 amino acids. Gene Ontology annotation, molecular function: guanyl-nucleotide exchange factor activity. The record is from RefSeq and is a predicted model, not a curated record.